GCUGGCGGUAAGGCAGGAAAAGACAGUGGCAAGGCCAAGGCGAAAGCAGUGUCGCGCUCCCAGAGAGCUGGACUUCAGGUAAGAUUUGAAUACCGCUGCAGUGAUCUUAUAUACUGAACAAAAAUAUCAACGCAUCAUGUGAAGUUUUGGUUUCAUGAGCUCAAAUAAAAAAAUCCUAGAAAUGUUCCAUAUGCACAAAGCUUAUUUCUCUCAAAUGUUGUGUACAAAUGGUUUACAUCCCUGUUGGUGAGCAUUUCUCUUUUGCCAAGAUAAUCCACCCACCUGACAGGUGUGGCAUAUCAUUACACAGGUGCACCUUGGACUGGGAACAAAAUUACACUUUAAAAUGUGCAGUUUUGACACAACGCUACAGAUGUCUGAAGUUUUGAGGGAGCGUGCAAUUGGCAUUCUGACUGCAGGUAUGGCCAACAGAGAUGUUGCCAAAUCAAUGUUCAUUUCUCUACCAUAAGCUGCCUUCAACGUCGUUUUAGAGAAUUUGGCAGUACGUCUAACCGGCCUCAACCGCAGACCAUGUGUAACCAUGUCAGCCCAGGACCUCUACAUCUGGCUUCUUCACCAGCGAAAUCGUCUGAAGUUGGGGGAUGCAGAGUAGUGUUUCUAUCUGCAAUAAAGCCCUUUUGUGGGGAAAAACUAAUUCUGAUUGGGUGAGCGUGGCUCCCAAGCCACCUAUGGCUGCACCCCUGCCCAGUUAUACUGGGGGGGAAAAAUAUGAAUGCAACAAUUCCAAUGAUUUUAUUGAGUUACAGUUCAUAUAAGGAAAUCAGUCAACUUAAAUAAUCUAUGGAUUUCACAUGACUGGGGAGCAAGGCCCAGCCAAUCAGACUCAAAUACUCCUCAAUUUCAUCAGCUGUCCGGGUGGCUGGUCUCAGACGAUCCCGCAGGUGACGAAGCUGGGUGUGGAGGUCCUGGGCUGGCAUGGUCACAAAUGGCAACUGCUCUCGAGGACAUUCCUGCAGUCAGCAUGCCAAUUGCAAGCUCCCUCAACUUGAGACAUCUGUGGCAUUGUGUUGACACAACUGCACAUUGUAGUGGCCUUUUAUUGUGCCUAGCUCAAGGUGCACCUGUGUAGUGAUCAUGCUGUUUAAUCAACUUCUUGAUAUGUCACACCUGUCAGGUGGACGGAUUAUCUUGGCAAAGGAGAAAAGCUCACUAACAGGGAUGUAAACAACUGUGUGCAAAAUUUGGGAAGCUUUUUGUGCGUAUGGAACAUUUCUCGGAUCUUUUUUAUUUCAGCUCAUGGGACCCAUGUUUAAUUUGAGCCUCUCAGUUUGGACUGUUUUGUUCUGGAACUUAUUUGGCCGGAUCCGGAACCUCUCGUUGCAUUAAUGAUUUUAACUUCUUGCAAUGUAAAAAUUCUAACCAAAGCGAUCGAAGUUCAUUUGAGGUGACUCUUUGUUAAUUACCUGCCCCCACAAAAAAAGCGUCACGUGAAAAAGUAGAUUCUCAGCCCGUGCCUAAUAUUCUAAGCGUUUUAUUUGGGUUGAUUUUGCGCAACAUUGAAACGUAUGUUAGAGACCAAUCUGUGGCUGAGACGCAUGCCAGUAUGUCUCGCAUAACUAUAAUGAGAUUCAUUUUCUAUGAUCUCUCUACUCCGCUAGACAUGAGCCUGCAACUCACAUCUCUAGCGUUGCACUUCGUAAUUUAUUUCCUUAUAGAAUCAUAGCCACAAAAGGGUUCUGAGCGAACUGCAGCACCCCUGAUGAACGUAAAGACAUUUGCUAAAGUUAUAGAAUUACUGCGGUCUGCUCAGAAAUAAAUUAAAUUAUUCAGAAUAGCCUACUACACCAUGAAAAGGCCUAUAAUUUAGCCACAGAGGAUCAAUAGAUUAUAUAAAAGAAUAGCCUAGCUGUGAUUGUAGCCCAAUAACAAGGAAUAGCCAACAGUCGGCAACAUGCGGCAAAUCUGUCAGUUAAAAAAACUGCAUGCAGACAACAGGCCUUUCGCAAUAUUUCGAAUGCGAUCAAGGGAAAACACAGGUUGGACAGCAAAUGACUCUGCUGAAAGAGAACACUAUGCUGUAGGCUACCAAAAUAUUUGAUCAACUUCCAAAUAUUGUUUUACGAGAGCGACGCUUUUGGCACGGGUCGACAAUCACCAGCGAGUGAUCUGUGUAUCAUUGGUGAAACUAGAAACCAUUUUUAGGACUAAUUUCCUUAUCUUGUAGCCUACAAUAUGUCUCCACACGCCAAGGCUAUUGAUGGAUUCAAGACAAGGUCGUUUUUAAUGAGCUCAGUUUGUCAGUGUCAAAGUAGCCUGCCAUUUCGAUCAUUUGUGCGGUAUCAAAAAAUAUUCUGCCAGUCUCCAGUCAUGAAAAAUGAAAUGCGUUUAUAAAGGGCAACAUUUUUCCCGGACCUUAGGCUACUAAAAACGUUCCCUAUGUGUGCAACUUCUGUAAGUCCCUCUACUGUACUGCUCUCUACCACUACACAAAUGCGCUGUAAUGCAUGCCUAAUUAUAAAGGUGACUUUUUUUUAUGCGUUCUGGUACCUCAGAACUCCCCAGGUCACUUUACAUGUAGCAUUUUAUAUUUGUUCAGUAUAUUUCAAUUGACUGAUUUCCUUAUGAACUAACUCAGUAAAAUCUUUGCAUUUAUAUUUUUGUUCUGUGUGUGGAGUGCUUUCGGAAAGUUUUCAGACCCCUUGACUUUUUACAUAUUGAUAAAAUAAAUGUUUCCCCCCCUCAUCAAUCUACACACAAUACCCCAUAAUGACCGCAACGUUUUUGAAAUUUUUGCAAAUGUAUUAUAAAUAAAAUAAACAUACCUUAUUUACAUAAGUAUUCUGAACCUUUCCUAUGAGACUUGAAAUUGAGUUCAGGUGCAUCCUGUUUCCAUUGAUCAUCCUUGAUGUUUCUACAACUUGAUUGGAGUCCACCUGUGGUAAAUUCAAUUGAUUGGACAUGAUUUGGAAAGGCACACACCUGUCUAUAUAAGGUCCCACAGUUGACAGUGCAUGUCAGAGCAAAAACCAAGACAUGAGGUUGAAGGACUUUUCCGUAGAGCUCAGAGACAGGAUUGUGUCAUGGCACAGAUCUGGGGAAGGGUACCAAAACAAUUCUGCAGCAUUGAAGGUCCCCAAGAACACAGUGGCGUCCGUCAUUCUUAAAUGGAAGAAGUUUGGAACCACCCAGACUCUUCCUAGAGUUGGCUGCCCGGCCAAACUGUACAAUCGGGGGAGAAGGGCCUUGUUCAGGGAGGUGACCAAGAACCUCUGCAGCACUCCACCAAUCAGGCCUUUAUGGUAGAGUGGCUAGACGGAAGCCACUCUUCCAUAAAAGGCACAUGACAGCCCGCUUGGAGUUUGCCAAAAGGACUCUCAGACGAUGAGAAACAAGGUUCUCUGUUCUGAUGAAACCAAGCUUGAACUCUUUGACCUGAAUGCCAAACGUCACGUCUGGAGGAAACCUGGCACCAUUCCUACGGUGAAGCAUGGUGGCAGCAUCAUGCUGUGGAUAUGUGUUUCAGCAGCAGGGACUGGGAGACUAGUCAGGAUCCAGGGAAAGAUGAAUGGCACAAAGUACAGAGAAAUCCUUGAUGAAAACCUGCGCCGGCCCUCAGACUUGGGUGAACGUUCACCUUCCAACAGGACAUCAACCCUACGCACACAGCCAAGAUAACGCAGGAGUGGCUUUGGGACACGUCUCUGAAUGUCCUUGAGUGGCCCAGCCAGAGCCCGGACUUGAACGCUAUCGAACGUCUCUGGACGUGACAGAGCUUGAGAGGAUCUGUAGAGAAGAAUGGGAGAAAUUCCUCAAAUACAGGUGUGCAAAGCUUAUAGUGUCAUACCCAGAAUACUCAAGGCUGUAAUCGCUGCCAGAUGUGCUUCCACAAAGUACUGAGUAAAAGGUCUGAAUACAUAUGUGAAUGUGAUAUUUCUGUUUUUUUAAUACAUUGCCACAAAUUCUGUUUUUGCUUUGUCAUUAUGGGGUUGUGUGGAUUGAGGUGAAACAUUCGUUUUUUUUUCCAUUUUAGAAUAAGGCUGUAACAAUGUAGAACGGGUGGAGGUCUGAAUACUUUCCGACUGCACUGUAUAUGCACCUUAUCGUUCAUUAUAAUGGAUCUUGAGUUUCUGUUCUAUUAGGUAAGAGUAGCAAUGCUAUUUUCCAUGUUCCUGCUAUUACAAUAAAACUCUUCCAUUCAACUGGUUUGCAUUUGUUUGCUUCUCAAUGUUUCAGUGCUCAUGUACGGCUAUUACUAGAAACCACUCAUUCAUUGCAGAGCCAUUGUGUAGUGGUAACACUCCCUGGAACAUGUCACAAGUGCAACUGUCCAACAGAGACCAGGUUAAAUCCCUGUGUCCAACCUUCUCACUGUUUCUCCCACUUGCUUGUCUCCCCACAUCGUUUCCUUACUUUCUGAAUAGGUGUAAGUGCUAACUGUGCCACUAGAGAUCCUGGUUCGAAUCCAGGCUCUGUCGCAGCCGGCCGCGACCAGGAGACUCAUGGGCGGCGCACAAUUGGCCCAGCAUCGUCCAGGGUAGGGGAGGGAAUGGCCGGCAGGGAUGUAGCUCAGUUGAUAGAGCAUGGCGUUUGCAACGCCAGGGUUGCGGGUUCGAUUCCCACGGGGGGCCAGUAUAAAAAAAUAUGUAUUCACUAACUGUAAGUCGCUCUGGAUAAGAGCGUCUGCUAAAUGACUAAAAUGUAAAAAUGUAAAUGUAUUGCUAUAUAUAUCCUCAUCCCCUUUCCCCCCCCCCCCCCUGUUUUCUUCCUUCCAGUUCCCAGUGGGUCGUAUCCACAGGCACUUGAAGACUCGUACUACCAGCCAUGGCCGUGUAGGAGCCACAGCGGCCGUGUACAGUGCUGCCAUCCUGGAGUACCUCACCGCUGAGGUGCGCGUACCACUGACGCAUCUGAUCAAAUACAUCCUGUUGGAUUAGACUAUUGCUGUCAUGUAACCAAAAUGUCAUUUAUCAAUUUGUGAGUGAUUGGGAAGAUGUAUAAGAGUGCUAUUGAAUAGUAGAUCUCUGAAUCGUUUCAUAUUUGAGUUUAAGAUUUUUGUUUCCAGGUACUGGAGUUGGCGGGCAACGCUUCCAAAGAUCUGAAGGUGAAGCGCAUCACCCCUCGCCACUUGCAGCUCGCUAUCCGUGGAGACGAGGAGUUGGACUCCCUCAUCAAGGCCACCAUCGCUGGAGGAGGUGAGUUGUGAAGGCACACCGUUAUUAGAUCACUUGCUCUCACACACAGUUAUUGGAACAAACACACGCAUAAUCGCCCUCCACAUAUGCACCCGUUUUUGGAUCAUUGCUAUUGUACGUGGUGUUUUCAAAAUACUAGAUGUCCACAUCUCCAUUUCUUUCAUAACAUGCAUACGCUCGUGUUCUUGUUUGACCACUGUUUGCUUCUGUUUCCAGGAGUGAUCCCUCACAUCCACAAGUCCCUGAUUGGGAAGAAGGGCCAGCAGAAGACUGCGUAG
Coregonus sp. 'balchen' is the source of this 5431-nucleotide messenger RNA. The record is from the annotation of a GenBank genome assembly. NCBI's taxonomy places the organism in Eukaryota, Metazoa, Chordata, Actinopteri, Salmoniformes, Salmonidae.